CUUUUCAGUCGUUUGGCGCGAUUCUCGGCGGUAACAGUGUUUUGUAACACGGUCGUCCGUUUCAGUGGAAAAAGAGGUUCAAUCGUGCGAAAGUGAUUCCCAUUUUUCCGUGUGUGCACCAACUACUGGAGCGCAAUUGAUCAAGAAAAGUGAAAAAUCAACAAUCGAACGCAAUUGCGAGGGAGAGAACAAAUUUAGUAAAUAUUUAUCUCUUCCUGCCGCGGAAACAACGUUGCUAAAGUACCCCGAGGCUAUUUGUACCAUCGACCGACGUCGUUAAUUACGGAUGAUCUCCUCACCUCGCGUACACCGAGAGAAGUGAUUUCAUAUUCGACGACGGUGCGACCAGUGCCAUAGUCCACUCUUCGGGGCGAAAUCUGAGAGUGAACCCUAAAAAUAGAUCCUCCACUUGAAAACUGAAAUAAAAGUCUUUAAAAGUGUGGAACCAAGAGCGUCCGAUGACCGACUGACGGCGGACAACAAGUGGACAACGACAGUUUCAAGUGAAGCCGCAGUGAAGGUGGCGGGAGUGAGUGAGCUAGAAACGGAAUAUAUAUAAAGUUUGUUGUGAAGUGAUUUUCAUUUUUGCCAAGGGAAGGAGCACCGGCCUCCUCCAUAACAAUAAGACGAACCAUUACAGUAUAGGAACAACGGAGUGACAUAUCAAGCAACUGUUUUCAUCGUGUGCCGGAUCCCCAGCGGCAACAGAAGUGUAAAACUUUCGAGCCAGCAGUAAAAGCAAAAUCAGAAACAGGGGCAUCUGCUGAUUUCGUGUCAAGUAAAAAGUAGUGCGAGGGACGCGUGAAGCGAGAGAAAAGUUCACUUGACAAGCCGAGUAACAGCGCAGCUGUUUCGCUGUUUCAAAGGGUUUCCAACGCCAACGGGAAAAGCGACAACCGAAAAAUGAGCCAGGAGCAGGCAAAGCUGGACGCCAGUAAACAGGCUGCCAGUCCGGACGAUUUGGACGAUCUUAGCCCGAUGCCACAGACGACGGCUCCCCCGGUGCGAAGACGCGGAGGCAUUUCGGCCGAACCGGUCAGCGAGGAGGAUGCCACCAGCUACGUGAAGAAGGUCGUUCCGAAGGACUACAAAACCAUGGCGGCCCUGUCGAAGGCCAUCGCCAAGAACGUGCUGUUUGCCCACCUGGACGAGAACGAACGGUCGGACAUUUUCGAUGCCAUGUUUCCGUGCACCUUCCUGCCGGGCGAAUCGAUCAUACAGCAGGGCGACGAGGGCGACAAUUUCUAUGUGAUCGAUAUCGGCGAAGUAGAGGUAUUCGUCAACAAUGAGUUGGUAACGACAAUCAGCGAGGGCGGCAGCUUCGGCGAGUUGGCCUUGAUCUAUGGAACCCCGCGAGCUGCCACGGUUCGUGCCAAAACCGACGUCAAACUGUGGGGUAUCGACCGGGACAGCUACCGGCGCAUUCUGAUGGGUUCCACCAUCCGGAAGCGGAAGAUGUACGAAGAGUUCCUGUCGCGGGUGUCGAUUUUGGAGAGCUUAGACAAAUGGGAACGACUCACCGUGGCCGAUGCGUUAGAACCAGUUUCAUUCGAAGACGGAGAAACGAUUGUGAGGCAGGGCGAGCCCGGAAACGAUUUCUACAUCAUUGUGGAAGGAUGUGCCACAGUCAGGCAAAAGCGUGAUGAGAACGAAGAACCCGCCGAAGUGGGCCGUCUCGGUCCGAGCGAUUACUUUGGAGAGAUCGCCCUGCUGCUGGAUCGCCCACGUGCCGCCACCGUCAUCGCCCGGGGUCCGCUCAAGUGCGUCAAACUGGACCGGGCCCGGUUUGAGCGGGUGCUCGGCCUAUGCGCGGACAUUCUCAAACGAAACAUCACCCAGUACAACAGCUUCGUUUCGCUAUCGGUCUAAAUUUCGGGAAAAAAAAAGAGCAGUGCUGAAUAUGAAUGAAGAAAUACACACACAUCACCUUAAACGAAUGGCAAAAAAGAAGAGCCAAUGGGAAGAAAUAGAAACUCUGGUCAAGCGAACACAAAUUAUUUUUCAGAAUCCAGAAAGGUUUUUUUUGCGUUUAUCAAUAGAAGUGUAGUUUGUAGCGGAAAACCAUAUUUUUUUUAUAUUUACAAACGAAGAUAGAAUGCAAGUCCUGAAGGCACGUUGAUUGAAUAAAAGCUCUGAAAGCUGUUAUUCAGCAAACAAUGCUUUUUGUGAAUAAAAAAAUAUUAAUUUCAACAUGAAAUACGUUUUUAUUAGGUGAGGGCAGGCCUUGCAAUUCUUUCCAUUACAUAGACACAAAACUUUACUUAAUUUUCUGUUUAGAUUUUAAUGAAAAAAUCGAUUAGCACAUUUUGACAUUUAAUUGCAGAUUACGGAUUAGUAAUUCUCUAAUAUUAUAACGAUACAAUUUAAUGUUCUUAGUAACUAAUUAGAACACAUCAUCGACGAGCCGAAGAAAACAGAAAGGUGCAUGUGUGAUAAGGGAGAUUUUUUCUAGCUAUCGUAUCAUUCAAACAUACACACCGAAAUACAUUGACAAAAAGAUGAAAAAUUUGUUCUACUAAAUAAAGCAUAUACGAGGAAACGCCGCCGAGUCGCUAUACCAAACAAUAGCAAGGUUAUUCUAUUCUCAUCGUGAAACAUUCUUAGUGUAAUAAAAUACGGUCUGCUUGGGAAGAACGAAAAAAAAAACUUCACGCCAUUGAAGGAAGAAAAGUAGAAGGAAGCAAAGAAAGGAAGGAAAAAUUAUUAACAAAUCAAAGUUGCAGCAUGUAACAAGAAGCAGAAGUACAGGCAAAACCAAUUAAAAAUGAUAAUAUCCUUCAGCUAAACGUGACAAAAACAAACAAUUUAUAAAACAAAUGGUGCAUUACGAAAAAAAACAAAACUAAUUAUCACAGACAAAAGAUGUUUUAUGGACAUGUGUGUAAAUCAAACUAAAGCAGAAACAAAUGAAACAAAAAAAAUCAAGAAACACAUUUACGCGUAUACACAGCCAACCACAGAAACCACUUUCCGAUGUUCUAUUACUUGUUGGUGAAAAAACUGUAACGAUGUGUUGAAUGUGUUGUGGAAUCGCGCAUGUUUCAACUCUUACAAAAUACAAAUAACUACUAAACUACAAAAGCAGAAGACGAUACCGUUGCUGUUGUACAAGAAUGACUGAGAAUUCAUGAGGAUGAUGGCGAUACGUAAGUAAAGCAGAUUGUUUGUGCGAGGUGAUAAAGUAACUUAAAGCCAACUUUUUAGUAGAUGAAAACCUGACGUAUAAAAAUGAUUUAGUGGAGAGACCGCUCGUGCCAAACGAGCAUUGCGUAGCAGUCGUUUGCCCUCGGAAGAGCAGAACCAUUGCGUUUUAUUAUCUCGAUUACGGAAGGGAGGAUUUUGUUCAGAAGGAACAGAAGCUUGUGAGUUGAUCAAAGAGUCAGAGAU
Aedes aegypti (yellow fever mosquito) is the source of this 3387-nucleotide messenger RNA. It is a transcript of the gene Pka-R1, whose product is annotated as cAMP-dependent protein kinase type I regulatory subunit. Gene Ontology annotation, biological process: regulation of protein phosphorylation. The coding region runs from base 904 to 1869 and encodes 321 amino acids. Gene Ontology annotation, cellular component: cAMP-dependent protein kinase complex. Gene Ontology annotation, molecular function: cAMP-dependent protein kinase regulator activity. The transcript is spliced from 7 exons. NCBI's taxonomy places the organism in Eukaryota, Metazoa, Arthropoda, Insecta, Diptera, Culicidae. The record is from RefSeq and is a predicted model, not a curated record.